Messenger RNA from Hermetia illucens (black soldier fly), 620 nucleotides. Its product is annotated as trafficking protein particle complex subunit 2-like protein. The record is from RefSeq and is a predicted model, not a curated record. Gene Ontology annotation, cellular component: nucleus; cytoplasm; TRAPP complex. Bases 116 to 535 code for a protein of 139 amino acids. The transcript has 5 exons. Lineage: Eukaryota; Metazoa; Arthropoda; Insecta; Diptera; Stratiomyidae. Gene Ontology annotation, biological process: endoplasmic reticulum to Golgi vesicle-mediated transport.
UAGCGCGGCUCAGAUGGCGCUGACGGCCGCGGUAGCGGGAAUCUAAUGCUUAAAUGUCAAAUUGGCGAAAAUUUUCUCGGCGGCGGACGUGCUCCGGGGUCGGACCGCAGUGAGGAUGGCAGUUUGUAUCGCGAUAAUCGGGAAGGACAACUCCCCACAAUACAUUGCGACAUCUGAUUUAGAUAAGGAGCUGGAACUACAAUAUCGAGUCCAUGCCGCCCUAGAUGUUGUUGAGGAGAAAUGUGAACCAGGAACAAAAACCACCCCUGAAUCAAGGGAAUUGUACUUGGGCUUGCUUUAUUCUACAGAGACACAUAAAAUAUAUGGAUAUGUGACUAAUACAAAAAUAAAGUUUAUCAUCGUCAUGGAUUCGAGCAAUACGGCGUUGCGGGAAAAUGAAGUUCGCUCAAUGUUUCGAAAUCUCCAUAUCUUGUACACUGAUGCUGUUUGCAAUCCUUUCUACAUUCCUGGUGAGCCGCUUAACUCAAAAAAAUUCGACAAAAGCGUACGUGGUAUUAUGACUGGAAACAUAUAGGGAAGAUAGAACAAUUUAAAUAACAAUUUAAAAUUUACUGUCUCAAUGCUAUGUUAAAUAAAAGCAAAUACAUCAGUGGAAAUCA